AUGUCUUUUAAUUUACGCAAAAAGACGCGUGUAAGUUAUUAUGAGCCAGAAGAACCAAGUUUCGACGAGUAUGUUUACUGUGAGCAAUGUAUGGACUUCGUAUAUGACUAUUGCGCUAUACAUGGAACCUUACUGAUCGUACCUGAUGAUAAGGUUCCAGCGGAGACUAACUUGCCAUCCUACGUGCCUCGAGCGGCUCUCACAAUACCUCAUAUAUUUCUGCAUUUAGCUCCCUCUAUUAUACCUGGUGCAGGUCUUGGUGUGUUUAGUACGCUAACUCUGCCGCGCGGCGUUCGCUUCGGCCCGUAUCGUGGACAGAGGACUAAAGAUGUGGAUUCUAUGUAUUGUUGGCAGAUCUUCAAUCGCCACAACAAGCGUUCUCACGUCAUCGACGCAGUGAACAGCGACCGCUCCAACUGGAUGCGCUACGUCAACUGCGCGAGACAUUGGAAAGAGCAGAAUCUAUUAGCUUAUCAGUUUAGAGGACAACUUUAUUAUAGGACAAUAAAAAUAAUCCCUCGCUUCACGGAACUCCUAGUGUUCUACGGCAGCGAGUAUGCAAACGCCUUACAAAUUAACCUAGCUAAAUACAACAAUGUAGAUCACUACAGACAAGUUAUCAGUACUCAAAUAGCACCUAUCAAAGCGAAAAAUCAAGAAACAGAACCCGAUUAUUUAACUGCAGAACAAUUUCAUUUUAUCGACGAAGAAAAUCAAAUUGCAGAAGUAAAGAGCACGUGA
Helicoverpa zea (corn earworm) is the source of this 741-nucleotide messenger RNA. RefSeq names its product histone-lysine N-methyltransferase PRDM7-like. Gene Ontology annotation, molecular function: protein binding; histone methyltransferase activity. Gene Ontology annotation, cellular component: nucleus. The transcript is spliced from 8 exons. The record is from RefSeq and is a predicted model, not a curated record. Bases 1 to 741 code for a protein of 246 amino acids. Lineage: Eukaryota; Metazoa; Arthropoda; Insecta; Lepidoptera; Noctuidae.